This is a messenger RNA of Drosophila obscura, 7923 nucleotides long. Its product is annotated as diacylglycerol kinase theta. Gene Ontology annotation, biological process: lipid phosphorylation; diacylglycerol metabolic process; intracellular signal transduction. NCBI's taxonomy places the organism in Eukaryota, Metazoa, Arthropoda, Insecta, Diptera, Drosophilidae. The record is from RefSeq and is a predicted model, not a curated record. The transcript has 17 exons. Gene Ontology annotation, molecular function: nucleic acid binding; ATP-dependent diacylglycerol kinase activity. The coding region runs from base 15 to 4769 and encodes 1584 amino acids.
UUUUGACAAACAAAAUGGCGGAUGGUGGGCAUUCAUUCGUGAAGAAGACAUUUCAUAAGCCAACGUACUGUCAUCACUGCUCGGAUCUGCUCUGGGGCCUCAUCCAGCAGGGCUACAUAUGCGAGGUUUGCAACUUUAUCAUACACGAACGAUGUGUCACGAAUGUGGUAACACCCUGUUCCGGCAUCGCUCCAUGCAUUAUAAAGAAUCCCGUUGCCCAUUGUUGGUCCGAGCCAACCCAUCACAAGAGGAAAUUCUGCACUGUUUGCCGUAAGCGAUUGGAUGAAACGCCAGCGGUGCAUUGUCUAGUUUGCGAAUAUUUCGCGCAUACUGAGUGCCAAGAUUUUGCCGUGCCCGAUUGCACAGAGAACGCCACCUAUGUGCCCGGCAAGGAGCUGCUUAAUGUGAAGCAUCAACACCAUUGGCGAGAGGGCAAUCUUCCAUCAACGUCCAAAUGCGCAUACUGCAAGAAGACCUGCUGGUCCUCGGAAUGUCUCACUGGCUAUCGCUGCGAGUGGUGUGGCAUGACCACCCAUGCCGGAUGUCGCAUGUACCUGCCAACCGAAUGUAAUUUUGGUAUUCUACAACCUAUCUACUUACCUCCGCAUUCAGUCUCGAUACCACGCACCGAGGUGCCCAUCGAGGCGAUCAUCGGCGUUCAGGUCAAGUCGAAAACGACGCUCGUGCGCGACUAUUCGUGUCCCAGUCCGGAUCUGAGUGCUGGUUCCGGACCGGGCUCUGGAACGGUGCCAGGUGUGGUAUGCCUCAGGGAGCUGCUCGAGCUCCAUCGGCAGCGUCUUGAGCAAUCGAAACAACAUUUUCUCCUUUCAUCACCACCCACGCCCACAUCCUGCGGCUCCGUCUCGCUCUGCCACUCGCCCACACCCUCGCUGACAGUGGGAGAGACGAGCACCGAGCUGGAACCGGACCAGGAGCGCCCCGACGACCAGGAUGACCAGGAGGAGGAUGAGGACGAUGACUACGUUGCCACGGAGGCGGACAGCGCCCUGCAGCUGACGACAUCCACCUCGAACGUCCUGGGGCCGCUGCAAAAGUCGCCAUCGACCAACUCAUCGCUGCAUCUGCUCUACACGAGCAUCUUCCGGAAGCUGGGGACCGGCCGGAGGCGACGGAAGCGCGGCGGUGGCAUCUCUCAGAGCGAGGAGGACGACGAGGAGGAGGAGGAGGACGAAGACGAGGUGGAUGGCGGUGUCUGUGAUAUAAGCGGUGGCGACAUCAGCGACGACUACGAUCACUGUGACGUGGCCCUGCGCCGGCGUGAAAGAGCCGCACGCCGGCAGCCGCGGGAGGUCAGCGAGACGGACUACCACGGCGACGUGGAGAUGGAAACGGCGCCGCGGGAGAGCUGCUACGAGACCUCGGACACCGGCGGCGAGCUGACUAACACGGAUGAGCUCGACUCCAGCAUGAAUCUGAUCAGCAACCUUAGCUAUAAUAGUAGUAAUAGUAACACCUCCCAUGCCUCCAGAGCUGCCCACCCACCCACAGCUGCCGCUGCUGCUGCCACAGGCACCGCAGCUGCAGCUGCCACUGCCAUUGCCACUGCGACUGCGACUGCGACUGGUAAAAAUCCAAAUCCAAAUCCAAAGACUGGGGCCGCUCUGUCGGCCAAGCCCAAGCCCAAGACCAUACUCAGUGUCUCGAAGCACAAGCACAAGGUGGCCGGGAAGGGCGGAUCCCUGAGUUCGCCCAACUCCAGCGACUGCUCCUCGGCCUCGCCCUCAGCCCCGGCGAGCGGCUCCCUCACCCACACACUGCUCCAGCUGUCGCCCGUGGGACGGAGCAAGUCCUUCCAGGAGCCGGGCGUCAGUGUGUCCCGCUACAAGAAGUAUGGACGCGGUCUGUUCCGGCGGCGAUCCAAGAGAUCGCCCAAGAACACGGCUGGCGCUGGCGUGGCGGGUGUAGGAGGCGGUGUAAAGAGCAACUACAGCCUGGACAGGCUGUCGCAGAACAUAGAAAUCACCAUCCAGGACGAGGAUGGUAACUACCGGCCGUAUGACGACAACUACCACAUGCUGGCGCGACGCACUGGCGGCCACGAUGCCACCGAUGUGGAUGACGAUGUGUGCUUCGAUGAUCUCUACCUGGACGAUCGGCCCGGCGGUCAGAGCGACGAUCUGGCGGCCUUUGCCGGCGACAUCAGCGAUGGCGGUGCCAGCAGUCGAUCGCGGGCCAGCGACGCCAGCGAUGGCCAUGUCCUGGGGCGACUCCUGCGACAUGUGCGGGGCCUCUCCGUCGGCUGGCGCAAGCCGCGCUACCAGAAGCGCAGAGCACGCAGCAUAUCCGAGGAGUUCAGCAGCGGCGAUACGCCUCGCUUCAAGGAUGAAGAGUCCGCCAGCAAGACCGAAUCGGGCCAUGGACCCAGCAGUGGAGGCGGCGAAAGAGGAGGCGGUGGUGCCAGUGGCAGUGGAGUGGGCGGUGGAGGCUCCAGCACUGCUGGUGGAUCUGCGGCUCCGUCGGGCGGCGGCGGCGGCGGCGGUGGAGGAGGAGGAUCCUCCGGCCAUUAUAGUAGGCCCGAUUCCGCUGGCCACAAGUCGGAUGCCAAGUCCGAUGCCAAAAUGGAAAGAGACCGAGAGAAGAAGGAAAAGGAGCGCGAGGAGAAGGAUAUAGAGAUGAUCAAGGUAUUCGAUGGCAACAACUCAUUCCGACGCCAGCAGUACCGCGUGAUCAUCGUGCAGCGAACGUAUACGCUGGAGCAGCUGCUGACCACCGCACUGCGGGCCUUCCACAUCACGCGCGAUCCGCAGGCCUUCUAUCUGACCGAUCUGUAUGCCCCCCCGGGCAUGGAGGAUGCCCCAAUGCUGGACCCCACCCCAGUGCUGAGUCUUGUGCACUUGGAGGGCAAGCGACCGGCGAUAUACAUUCGGUUUCACGACAGGGAAAAGGGCCAUGUCCGUGUGUAUCCCGGGAAGCUGCAGUGCGCCCUGGAGGAUCCCUAUGUCAGUGUUCCUGUAGAUAAUAACACAGUCAUCAAGGAUUUGAUACGCGACGCUCUGGACAAGUUCGGGCUGCAGGAUAACCAGAUACAGGACUACAGAUGCUCGGAGGUGCUGCUCGAUCGUGGCGUGACCGAACGCAUCCUCUCGUGGAACGAGAGACCCUGGGAUAUUACGAAGCAGCUGGGCAAGGACUCCAUACGCCAAAUGGAGCUGAUGCGCUUCUACAUGCAGCACAAGCAGGAUCCCCAUGGACCCAACAUCGCCCUCUUUGUGGGCAAUCUGCCCACAGGACUCUCGCAGCGCAACUACGAGCAGAUCCUCAACAAGUACGUCACCGAUGAGAACAAGUUCAUCAGCAUCGGACCCAUCUACUACGAGUAUGGCUCUGUGGUGCUGACCUUCGAGGAUGCCCAGAAGGCGGUUCGUGCCUUCUACAAUCUCCGCGAGACGAUCAUCGAGGACAAGAAGCUGCUGGUGCUGCUCUUGCCGAACAUUGAGCCCAGCAUGGUGCCAUCCGAUGUGCGACCGCUGCUGGUCUUUGUCAACGUGAAGUCUGGUGGCUGCCAGGGCCUGGAGCUGAUCUCCAGCUUCAGGAAACUGCUGAAUCCCUAUCAGGUCUUCGAUCUGGACAAUGGAGGUCCUCUGCCAGGUCUGUAUGUUUUCCGCCAGAUAACCAACUACAAGAUUCUGGUUUGUGGCGGUGACGGCACCAUUGGAUGGGUGCUGCAGUGUCUGGACAAUGUUGGCCAGGACUCGGAAUGCUCUAGCCCACCGUGCGCCAUUGUUCCACUCGGAACGGGCAAUGAUUUGGCUCGGGUCCUGUGCUGGGGCUCGGGCUAUACCGGCGGCGAGGAUCCGCUGAAUUUGCUGCGGGAUGUGAUCGAGGCCGAGGAGAUACGGCUGGAUCGCUGGACCGUUGUCUUCCAUCCGGAGGAUAAGCCCGAAGAGCCGGCCAUGAAGGCGCCGUCCCAAACAACCGGUAAGAAGAAGAAGGCACACCAAGCACAUCUAUCGCAAUCGCAAUCGCAACAAACCAAUCAGCAUCAUCAAUUACCGGCUCUGACAUCGAGUGAUAUAUCAGGUGGCGCCCAGAACGAGGACAACUCACAGAUCUUUGUGAUGAACAACUACUUUGGCAUUGGGAUCGAUGCCGAUCUGUGCCUGGACUUCCACAAUGCUCGUGAGGAGAAUCCCAAUCAAUUCAACUCUCGGCUCCGCAACAAGGGCUACUACGUCAAGAUGGGUCUCCGGAAGAUUGUCGGACGCAAAGCGGUCAAGGAUCUGCACAAGGAGCUGCGCCUCGAGGUCGAUGGCAAGAUUGUCGAACUGCCGCCAGUUGAUGGCAUCAUCAUUUUGAAUAUAUUGAGCUGGGGCAGCGGCGCCAAUCCCUGGGGUCCCGACAAGGAUGAUCAGUUCUCCACCCCGAACCACUACGAUGGAAUGCUGGAGGUGGUGGGCGUCACUGGCGUCGUGCAUUUGGGCCAGAUCCAGUCGGGCAUUCGCACGGCCAUGCGCAUAGCACAGGGUGGUCACAUUAAAAUACAUCUGAACACGGACAUGCCCGUUCAGGUUGAUGGCGAGCCCUGGAUCCAGAGUCCCGGCGAUGUUGUGGUUCUCAAGUCGGCUCUCAAGGCCACGAUGUUGAAAAAGAACAAACUGAAAAUGAAACGCAGGAACACGGAACCCACCAUGCUCGUUGCCGGCUCCUCGGCGACGCCCCAACUGUCGCUGGCCCUGCCGCCCAGCGUGGACGAGGUGGUCGAUGGGGCCGUGGGCGAUGGCGGAACGGGCAAUAAUACGGAUUUCUGAAUAUGGUAUAGCGAGCGUCUGAUUUAACGUGCUAAUUCCAGCCAGCCAACCCUAAAAACCAGCCGCACAAAACGCAUCUUGAGCACCCUCCCCACCAACCGCCAAACAGCAGAAGCAGCAGAAGCAGCAGCAGUAGCAGCAGCAGGAGCAGGAGAACCCAGAACCCACCCAAAGAACCAGAACCAGGAUCAGCAAAAAGCAAAACAGUCCAUAGCCGGAGUCCAAGCUCAAAAUCGAAUCGAAUCAAAUCAAAUCAAAAGCUGUAAUCAAAAUUACUUCGUACAACACUCUUAUAAUCUACUCUACUACAACAAAAACUCCACUAUGUAUAAAGAAUCCCAAGUCAUGCCAAAAGUUCAAAAGUUCAGCAGACCCGCAACCGCAAGCGCAUUUCCUUCCGCACUUCCGCAUGUGUCUGAAAGAAGUACGUUAAACUCAAACAGCUCGAGUCGAAGCACACACACACACAACUGUACCUAACAGUGCAGCCAACUCUACGAAAGUUAACCUAUGUAUGGAAUAGAUACAGUCCAGAACCAGUCAGAGUAACCAGUAACAUAAAUCCGAUGUGCAUAUGUAUACAGUUGGUAUGCAGAUGUUAGGGAAGAGGAGAGAGGUUUUGUUCAAAAACUCAGCGCAAUAGUCCGAGAAAGUUGUAUCAAAUUCAAGUUCAAUAUUAUGUUCCUUCCCGUUUUGUUCCUAUGUAAGAAACAGCAGAAACAGAUUAGUGAUACCGUUAAACAGAGAAAACCGCAAGCCGUGAGAGGAAUGAUGAUGAAUGAUGGAUGAUGAAUGAUGAAGAAUCAUUUGAGAUGAUUGAAAAAAAUGAAGAUUAUGAAGAGCCAGGGAAAAUGUAAUGAAAAACCAAAAAGAAACAAAACAAAAAGUACAAAAUUGUUGAAAAUUGUUUGUUAUAACUAAAUGAAAAUGCAAAAAAAAAAACCCAAAAAACCAAAGAGAAAACUGAACAGAAAAGAAAACCACAAAAUAAUGACAAGAAAUUGAGAAAACCAAUUAGGUAAAUCAAUAUUGUGCCAUGUGCAAAAGGUCCCUCGGGAUUUUACAAGGACACAAAAACGAAAAAAAAAAAAAAAAUUUACCGGCCAGGACAAAGACACACACGUACAGCAGAUGCGAGAAAAUUUAUACGAAACUUUUGAUUUCCGUAUUCGAUUCGCUAUUCGAAUUCACUUACGAGAAUGGAAAAAGCUGCAAAUUGCAUAGUUUGUUAAACUACUAAUUGGGACGCAACCAUUGGAAUAAUUGGAUACUACGUACGGCAUAGUGCAUAGCACAUAGCACACACAAACAAAAACAAAAAACGCAUCGGUCAUAAUGCUUAAUGCAAAUUCUGUCUGGAUUGUGCAAUUGGUAUAAAUUUUCUCCGCUGCUGUGCGCCAACUAAAAGUAAAACAUACACACACAAACAAACAACAAAAUUAAAGAAAACGAAUGCAUUUUCAAGCGUAUUGAAAUGGCGUCAUGCCCGAGCACAAGCUGUCAGACAGAUCGGUCUUUCUGUCAAUUCAGUCAGAUUGUUCUCUAUCUGUCUGUCAGUCCACUGGGCGGCGCGUAAGUAUUUCACUUGCAUUUGUCUCAAAAAGUAAAAAAAGGAAACUUUAAUGGAUGUCAAAGAAAACAAAAAGAAAAAGAACGCAAAGCUAGGUAGCGAAAGUAGAUGGAAGGAAAAAUGAUGGAAAGGAUAGAAUGGAUAGAAUGGAAAUCCGAAAACUACAAUUUCAACUUUAAAACGCUUAUAAUGAAAACAAUUUUUGAGAAUUUUAUAUACUAAUUUUUACGUUUACGUCUCUGACAUACGAGAGUACGAGUAUGUGCAAGAUAACAAGAAGACCCCCAUCGCGUAGGGAUGGGUCGAGUACUCGAUCUCCGCCCAAGCGGGUAUUCGGCCGCGCACUCGGCUCAUCCCUACCACACCACACGCGUGGGGGGCCGUUGGGUGCAUGAAUAUCCGGUUCCGUUUUGUUGAAUAUCGGAAAAAUAACGGCGGAGUGCACUUGGCGGCCCCCGACCAAAGACCACAAUACACGCCACACAACCACAAGAAUACUGAGUUUUUCGAGAAGCGUCUCACCAUCACAGGCACCGUUAUGACAGCACGGAAAUCGCAUAACAGUGGACAUCAAAAUUGCAAAAAUCGCGGCAUACCGAUAUCCAAACCAGGCUGCGGACUGGCCACUGGAGAUCGGGAUGCACACCCAAAAAUUCGACCUAUCACCAGACACUCGUUUUGCGUUCGGCAAAUCACCUUUGACCGGCUGCGAUUAAGGGGCUCAGUGCUUGGGGUUAAUCAGAAGACACACACCGAUUUCCGUACACUCUCCGAGCGGGGGCCACGCCGCGGCUUGCCCCAGCAGUGGGCCAUGCAAUGGAUUGACUAAAAUGCGCGCCUACGCCAGCGCAGUUGACUUAUUAUUUUGUUCUUAAGUUUGACCAUUACGAAUUCGGACCCUCCUCUACUAUUCAGCCGAUAUUGCAUGACCCUCUGCACCGUAGGCGCCGCGACGUGAGUCCCCGUCAACUAUUCAAGGUUCGGACUCAUCUUGAAUCGACUUGGAUCGAUUAGCCCCCGGCAAUUUGAAUCGCAGCCCGCAGGAGAUUUGAUAUUUUGCCUCAUUUCGCACAAGGAAACACAGCAACAAGAAUACACACAACAACACACAACUUUUAGUUAUGUUAUGACACAAACAACACAAAAUAUUAUGUUUUUAAAUAUAUUUCAAAUAAAAAACAAAACAAAAACAAAACCAAAAACAAAAAACAAAGAAAAAACAAAAGUCUAGGCUAAGUUUAAGAGAAAUUACUAUAAUAUGCUAUUCAAAGAAAUCCAAAACUCUACAAACUACAAACAAGAAAAGAAAAGAAAAAAAAAACCAAAAAAAAAAACAACAACAACUAAAAAUACUAAUUAUAGUGCAUACAUUGAUGUAGUGUUAGAAUUAAGAAGAAAAAACAAAAAAGAUUAUAUUUCAAAGAGAACCCAAAAUUUGAAGAGAGCCGCCAAGAAAAGAAAGUGAAGUAAAGAAUUUGUUCAUGGAUGCCAGAAAACCAAAGACCUAAAAGCAGAGCGCCGAUACAUAUAUACAUACAGAUACCAUAUAUACGAGUAACAACAAGAAAAAAUACCAUAAAUGUA